AUGAAUCUUCUCAAACAAAGUCUUCUCGCCGCUGUGUUCGUCUCUACCGUGGUGGUGGUGAUGAUGAUGAGCUCCUUGGUGAUGGCCUAUGAACACUCUGCGAUGAACACAUACAAUGGAACAAAACCCGUUCUGUCCAAUUCAACAAUACCAUCCAACUCAACAUUUGUGUGGGAUUUUUGGGAAAUUAACCAAUAUCCCAUUGUCGGAGCUUUGAUUGUAUUUGCUAUUGGAGCUGUGAUUGCCAUUGUCGUGGGUGCUAUCUAUUGGUACAGAAAGAGAAAGGAAAGAUUGGAAGCCGGUCAGCACGUUGGUGAUACCGAUGAUAUGCAUAGAUUGGAAGAUGAGUAA
Messenger RNA from Naegleria fowleri, 351 nucleotides. RefSeq lists its product as uncharacterized. The record is from RefSeq and is a predicted model, not a curated record. The coding region runs from base 1 to 351 and encodes 116 amino acids. The transcript has a single exon. Lineage: Eukaryota; Heterolobosea; Eutetramitea; Acrasida; Naegleriidae.